AACAAGCUGAAAAAGCUAAAAGUACAAAGCAAGACAAGAAUUUAAAUAUUUUAAAACUAAACUAAAGUAAAGUGAAAAGUAAUUAAUUUAAAGUUGCAAAUAUUGAAAAAGUGCUUAACUGUUAAUCAGAGAGCAAAGAAAAACAACAAAGAAGAGCAAUUCAUCUUCAAAUUCUCAAACAACAGCAACAAGCCAACAAGAAGAAGAACAAACAGAAUGCCUGCUAUUGGUAUCGAUCUGGGCACCACGUUCUCCUGCGUGGGCGUCUAUCAGCAUGGCAAGGUGGAAAUUAUUGCCAACGAUCAGGGCAAUAGGACGACGCCCAGCUAUGUGGCAUUCACAGAUUCGGAGCGUCUGAUUGGUGACGCCGCAAAGAACCAGGUGGCGAUGAACCCCAAGAACACAGUAUUCGACGCGAAGCGUUUGAUUGGUCGCAAGUACGACGAUCCAAAGAUAGCGGAGGACAUAAAGCACUGGCCUUUCAAGGUGGUCAGUGAUGGAGGCAAGCCAAAGAUUGGCGUCGAGUUCAAGGGCGAACAGAAACGCUUUGCCCCCGAGGAGAUCAGCUCGAUGGUGUUGGUGAAAAUGAAGGAGACGGCUGAGGCAUACUUGGGCCAGAGCAUCACAGACGCUGUCAUCACUGUGCCAGCCUAUUUUAAUGACUCACAACGCCAGGCGACCAAAGACGCCGGCCACAUAGCCGGCCUCAACGUGCUGAGGAUCAUCAACGAGCCGACAGCGGCGGCACUGGCCUAUGGUCUGGAUAAGAAUCUCAAAGGGGAACGCAAUGUGCUGAUCUUCGAUCUAGGCGGCGGCACCUUUGAUGUCUCCAUAUUAACCAUCGAUGAGGGAUCGUUGUUUGAGGUGCGGGCAACGGCUGGAGACACACAUUUGGGCGGCGAGGACUUUGACAACCGAUUGGUCACCCAUUUGGCGGAGGAGUUCAAGCGCAAGUUCAAGAAGGAUCUGCGCAGCAAUCCUCGCGCCCUGCGCCGCCUACGCACUGCAGCGGAGCGAGCGAAGCGGACGCUCUCGUCGAGCACAGAGGCAACCAUUGAGGUGGACGCGCUGUUCGAGGGUCAUGACUUCUACACGAAGGUGAGCCGGGCCAGGUUCGAGGAGCUGUGUGGUGAUCUGUUCCGCAACACGCUGGCUCCAGUGGAGAAGGCGCUCAUCGAUGCAAAGAUGGACAAGCAGCAGAUUCAUGACAUAGUGCUGGUCGGUGGCUCGACACGGAUUCCCAAGGUGCAGAACCUGCUGCAGCAGUUCUUCGGCGGCAAGAGCCUCAACCUUUCCAUCAAUCCCGACGAGGCGGUGGCCUACGGUGCCGCCGUCCAAGCAGCCAUACUCAGUGGCGACCAGAGCGGCAAGAUCCAGGACGUGCUUCUAGUAGAUGUUGCGCCCCUUUCCCUGGGCAUCGAAACAGCCGGCGGCGUGAUGACCAAGCUGAUUGAGCGCAACUGCCGCAUCCCGUGCAAGCAGACGAAGACCUUCUCGACGUACGCGGACAACCAGCCGGGCGUCGCUAUUCAGGUGUUCGAGGGGGAGCGCGCCCUUACGAAGGACAACAACGCGCUGGGAACCUUCGAUUUGUCGGGCAUACCGCCAGCACCGCGCGGCGUGCCCCAGAUCGAGGUCACCUUCGACAUGGACGCCAAUGGCAUACUGAACGUGACGGCUAAGGAGAUGAGCACCGGCAAGGCGAAGAACAUUACGAUCAAAAACGACAAGGGCCGCCUCUCGCAGGCAGACAUCGACCGCAUGGUUAACGAGGCCGAGCGCUACGCCGACGAGGAUGAGCAGCAGCGCCAGCGCAUUUCGGCCCGCAACAGCCUAGAGAGCUACGUCUUCGGUGUGAAACAGGCUGUGGAGCAGGCCACUGCUGACAAGCUCAGCGACAGCGACAAAUCCUCGGUGCUGGAGAAGUGCGACGAGACUGUCAAGUGGCUGGACGCCAACACCACCGCCGACAAGGAGGAGUUCGAACACAAACUGAAGGAACUCACCCAGCACUGCUCCCCCAUCAUGACCAAGAUGCACCAGCAAGGACGCGGCAGGCCGCCAAAGGCACCGGCUGGCGGCAGCGAUAACGAUGAUCUCGACCAGGACGAGCUGGGCGAGGCCAACGGCGAGUUGCCGUCGUCGCAGCCGCUAAAGAUCAAGGGACGCGGUCGUCCACGCAAGGCGCCCAUCCAACUGCUAGCGAACAGCGGCAGCGAUGAUGACGAUUCCUCGGCCGACGAGAAGCCAUCGGUGAAGCAACAAAAGCCACCAUCGUCCGCCAAGCGCCGCAAGUUGGGCAGACCACGCAAGCAUCAGCCCAGUGACGAGGAUGAAGAUGAUGAUGACGAGGAGGACGAGCCUCGUCCCGUUGGACGUCCGGACACUGGCGCCGUUAACUUGAACAUUGUGCGUACUGGACGCGGUCCCGGUCGCCCCAAGAAGAAUCCGGUGGGUGGCAAGCGCUCCAUGAAUGAUGAUGCCACCGAAUCGAAUGGCGAUGAUGCACCCGCACCCAAGAAGCGUGGACGACCGUCAUCCAGGAAGACGUCCCCGUAUGUGCCAUCUGGGCGGCCCCGUGGACGCCCCAAAGCAAAUCCAUUGCCCGCCAAGCCUGUCGAUGCCGACAACGAUGAUGAAGACGAUGAUGAUGAAAUGCAGGAGCUGCUGCUGGAUGGGUACGAGAAGAAUGCUGGUUCGGACGAUGCUGACACUGAAGUGACCACACCAAAAAAACGCGGUCGACCCCCGUUGGGUGCCAACAAGAACGUUGGCCGAGCCAAGGUGCACAAGUCACCCGCCACAAGUCAGCAGGCGGACAACGACGAUGAUGCCGAUGAUCAGGAUUCAGCUGGUGGCGACGAUUUGGCCAAAAAACGUGGACGACCCACCAACAAAUCACGCGCCCGCCCAAAGUCAUCCAAAACAUCGGAUGCCAAUGGCGGCGGCGGCGGCGGCAGUAUCAGCGACGAUGCUGAUGAGGACAGCACCGUCUAUGGUGGUGAUGAUUCUGAUGGUCCGUCACCCGUCAAGCCGAAGACCGUCAAUGCUACGAAGUCUGAUCGUAAGGAACAAAAAUCACCACAGAAUGGCGAUGGUGAUGCUGCAUUGGAUACCAGUGAAUCCGUUGAGUGCGUCUCGGAUGAGCCCAAUUGGGCCGAUGCCUAAAGUUAGUAUUUAAAAGAACAAAAACAAGAACACAUUCAAAUCGUACACACAACCCGAUUAAACAACAACAACAACAAAACAAAUAAACCACAAAAUCAUUUUACCCAUCAACGGCAAAAACUUUGCAUCGGAUUAUUCUGCCCAUUGCAGUUAUCCAAUCAAAAUUAAUCAAUUUGCUCCAAAAAAAGAAAGAAUUAAAAUGAAAAUACCAACGGACACAACAAAUAAAAUACUUAUAUUUUUUGUUGUUUCAGUGUAUUUCGCGAUUCCACUCAGUUAUACAUAUAUAUACAUAUAUAAUUCCAAAAAUGUUUCAUCAUAUUCCAGUAUUUUUCUUAUGUUAUUGUUUAAAAUUUUUUGUCUCAUUUUGGCUUAAAUGCAUAAAAGAAAUACAUUAAAUAUCAUUGUAGUGACUUUCUGCAAACAAAUAAAAACCAUUAAUUUUAUUCGAACCAUGAGUUUUAAUAAAAACAAAACGAAAAUUA
Molecule: messenger RNA, 3653 nt
Organism: Drosophila grimshawi
Lineage: Eukaryota; Metazoa; Arthropoda; Insecta; Diptera; Drosophilidae
Product: major heat shock 70 kDa protein Ba
Exons: 3
Coding region: 217-3168 (983 amino acids)
Biological process (GO): protein refolding; cellular response to unfolded protein
Cellular component (GO): cytoplasm
Molecular function (GO): ATP-dependent protein folding chaperone; misfolded protein binding; DNA binding
Source: RefSeq, a predicted model, not a curated record